Messenger RNA from Aphanomyces invadans, 4116 nucleotides. RefSeq lists its product as hypothetical. Gene Ontology annotation, molecular function: protein binding. The record is from RefSeq and is a predicted model, not a curated record. Bases 1 to 2913 code for a protein of 970 amino acids. NCBI's taxonomy places the organism in Eukaryota, Oomycota, Saprolegniomycetes, Saprolegniales, Verrucalvaceae. The transcript is spliced from 7 exons.
AUGACUCCCGACACGACAGAGGAAUCCCAAGAGAUCCAAACCGCCUCCAAUCUGACCUUGUUGCCACCGUCGAUAAACGCGGACACACCGUCGGUUGGUGUGACUAAACAAGCCACCAUGGAACAGAGCAGUCCGCUCGUCGAUACCACAGUCGCGUCUGAGGGUACCACGGCUUUUACCACAACAGCGAUGAUGAAUCGUGUCGACGAGGGUGGCGACAUCGAAAACAUUGUGCAGGGCGCUGCACCUGCUUCACCGGAUGUGACAAAGCACGUGGCCCUAACAAUUGAAUCGACUCCACCGCCCGUUGCAAAUACAGACGCGCCGACUCCCACGGCGUUGCCAGUCGCUGUGCCAGCGCCACCAGUACAAGCGUUUAGGCCCCCCGUGGUGAAGCAUGUUCGCUUCUCGGACGAAGUGCCGUCCACGCCUUCGUUCUUGGCCAAGCGAUUGAAGUCGAAAGUCGAGUCUUCCAAGUCGAUGACUCACCGCUUUCAGCUCCGCAAAGUCGUCGUUGCACCGCCGCCGCUAACCGACGAAGAAGCGCUUCGGGCAGAAUUGUCCAUGCAUCUGCCGGACACACCACCCAGCGUGACCCUCAAGCAUAACGUACGGCUCGGAUUGCACAUGGCCAAGCAGGUCAAGUUGCUCCGGUCCAACUGCGUCGAGUCGCCGAAACAACUGACCUUGCGCAGUGUCAAGCUUAAGUCGUGGGAGCUCAUGGCCACGUUGGGCAUCGCGUACAGCACGACGAUGGUCACGUUGGACAUGGAGGGCGCGAACUUGAAUGCCCAAUGCGCCAAGGUGCUGUUUCGAGUGUUGCGAUCGAAUCGAAGUAUCCUGCAGCUCAAUGCCGCUCGCAACGGCAUCUCUGACGAAGCCGCCUUCGCCCUGGCUGCCAUGGUCCACACCAACACGUCGCUGACCCAGCUAGUCUUGCACCACAACAUGAUCACGGGCCGAGGCAUGAAGGUCCUGUCGCAAUCGCUCCAAGAUAACCAGGACUCGAUGAUCGUUGAAUUGGAUCUAAGCUUUAACCCGCUUGGAGAAGGUAGCACCGAGGCGCUGUCGUCUUGCAUCCAGGUAAACGAGUCGCUCACGUCGCUCAACUUGGCGGGGUGCUGUGUUGAUGAAGUCGGCAUUCUCGCAUCUCUCCGUCGCAACUAUACGCUGAUCGCGCUUCAGCUACAGUCGCCAGCCACAGAUCCAGAACAAAAUCCAUCGGGCCGCCUCCACCGCGAUCGCUUGAAUCGAAGCCAUGCCCCACCCAUCAUGGAAGCACUUCGGCGGUCGACUUGCGCUCUUGAAACGUGCAACCUCACGGGUGUGGACCUCCCAGUGGGAAAAUUCCGAACAUCGCGGUGGGUCAAGAUGGCCAACGAGAACCUCAACGAGCUCGACGGGAUGAUCCUAGCGGCGUUGCUGCCAGCGAACAAAAUACUGCUGGAGCUCGACCUGAGCUCGAAUGCACUGCGAUCGGAGAGUGUCUUGGCCAUCGUGACCGCCAUCGUCGACUGCCCUAGCUUGGAACGUGUCGAUGUGCAUGACAACGACGUGACCGAUGUCAUUGGCGAGGCUUUGGGGCUGGCGCUUGUACCCAACACAACGCUCCAGACAAUUCGCGUUGCCACGUGCGAGCUCGACGUCCAGCUCCUCCGCGGCAAUACCGGCUCGGCGGAAGUCAUAUCGUUCGCCAAGGACCAGUACACUCACCCCCUCGACAACUGGAUCGUCACCGUCCUCUUUGGCGUGAACCGACGAACGGCCGUCCUGAACGAAUUGCACGUCCCUCCGGCAUCGGAGACAUUGGAUAUGUGCCACUUAACGCUGGGAGUUUACGAGUCAGUGUACUUGUGCACCCGCAUCCGCCAUCACGUGCACCUGAAAACGCUGCUGAUCAACAGCUCCAACUUGACCUACUACGCAGGGAUUCGCCUCGCAGAUGCCAUUCGUAACCACCCGAUCUUGCUCUCGGUGUCGCUCGAGCACAACAACUUGCAUCAACUCGGCGGCAAAGCCAUCGCGGAAUGCAUGGAGCACAACCACUCGAUCACGCACCUCAACUUGAGUUGGAACAACCUGGACGACGCUGGCGUCCAGCCGUUUGCCACGUCACUGCGAGCGAAUCGACGGUUGAAGCGCCUCGACUUGCGCGGGAAUGCCAUCGGCGCGACCGGCAUCGCCGCCAUCAGCGACGGCUUGGCCUGCAAUGCGUGCUUGGAAGAGCUGCAUCUUCGAUGGAACAACAUCGGCACAAACGCCGCGCGGGCACUCGCGACCGCCUUACGCGUCAACAAGACCCUGCUUCUUCUGGACAUUGAGCGGCAUCACAUGGAAGCCGAUGGUGCUGUCGCGAUGGCGGACAUGCUUCGCGUGAACAAGUCGUUAACGCACUUGAACAUGAAGGGCGACUUGAUGGUGCACCCAACUUCGAGCAUCAGCGUUGACGGCGCGCAGCAGCUCGCGGCCUCGCUGCGUGAUCACAACCAAACACUCGUGCAAUUCAUGGUGGGCGAGACCCGCAUGCACGUGGAAGGAUGCGAACAUUUUGCUAAAAUCAUGUCGACGACGCGGCUAGAAGUGCUCGAUUUGUCGUAUUCAGAGCUGGAUGGGGAGACGAGCUUGGUGCUGUUCAGCCAGUUGGCACACAACACAUCGCUUGUGGAGCUGUGCCUAGCUCACAAUGUAGUUGGCGCCGACGGCAUCAAGGGGUGUGUGCGAAGCCUGUGUGUGAACAAGUGCUUGCGAAAACUCGAUCUCACGGCCAACAACAUCACCGAAGAAGGGAUGCUCAUGAUCGAAGCUCAAGCCAAGCAUUUCUCGCUGGUUCGAUUGAAUUUACAAGGCAAUCGCUCGACCGACGGCACGCGGACCCGCCUUCUCGCCUUGACCUUGUUCGUGGUCGAAAUAUAGCAACCGCUAUGAAACGACGACAGCCACACACGACGGCGAUGGGAUGUGCAACGAGUGACCUGUCGGCACGACUCCGUCAAGCGAAGACAAGCGAUAUGACACAAUCGAGUGCGAGUUUUGGUUCGCGACGACAACGAGGUCGGUCCCCACGAGGGUGAAGUGCCGCGGCACCGUGCCUUGCGACGACACAUACUGCGGCGCUGACAACAAUCCGGCGGGGUACGUGAUGCGGAAUACUGCGAGUUGGUCGAUACCACGGACAGAUGCCAAGACAAAGUGGCCGCAUUUCGAUACACGGACUUCGGCCGCAAUGCUUUCGACCGACGACUUUGCUUUGAAGGCUGCAGAGACCAACGAGACAGUUUGCAGCGGCGUCGACAAGAGCCCGCGGUUGGCGUCGAUGGUGUGGACAGACAAUUUGUUUGAAAGCUCGUGUACAACGUAAGCGAGGGGCAGGGUUGGAUGGAUGUCCAAGUGGCGCGGUCCCGACCCAGGCGGCAACGUCAUGUCGUCGGCGUCAGGAUGCUGAGUCAAUGCGCCUAGGAAUGGAUAAGCAUAGGAUGCUUAUUUGAGUUGCAGGCAUGUACCCCCAGGACUUAGAAACUGGUGCGAGAUUUUGUCGCUCCCCAAGUCUACAAUGGCGAGGGUGGUAGGAGACAACCACGUCGUACUAUGGCAGUGCGGAGCUUCUUGGCGCUGUGGGUUAGCCAAGCUCGCCCCCGUCAUUUGAACGAAGCCAGAACUGUCGUGAAGCUUGCCGUUGCGACGAUCGAUUGGGAAUACACUGACGUUGCCACCACCGUAGUUUGCCACGGCGACGAACGACCCAGAAGGGUCGAUGGAGAGGUGGCACGGGAAGCCUCCUCGCGAAGGAUGCUCCGAUGUACGGUGCAACCUGCCUUGUUCAUCCAAUGUAAACGAAACCACCAUGCCAGAUCCGUGUGGAAACGUGUCUUGGAGCGCGUCCGAGUGUUCGUUGACGGCGUAUGCGGAACUGCCCUUGACGACGACAAAAGAAGGGUUGACCCCAGCGUUUUCGUUGACGUGGCUCAAUGCCAUCUUUCCAGUUGCAUGAUCGAUCGAAACAGUGUAGAUUCCGUUGCCCUUGCCAUCCACGUGGUCCUCCUUCCGCGUAUAUGUGCCCACCAAGAGGCGGGUGCGCUGCCCUGCCGCCAUCGUUGCCAUUUUGUUGUUGAUCUUUCA